Messenger RNA from Amaranthus tricolor (Joseph's coat), 1083 nucleotides. RefSeq names its product protein ALP1-like. The coding region runs from base 1 to 1083 and encodes 360 amino acids. Lineage: Eukaryota; Viridiplantae; Streptophyta; Magnoliopsida; Caryophyllales; Amaranthaceae. The record is from RefSeq and is a predicted model, not a curated record. The transcript is spliced from 4 exons.
AUGAGAUUGCACAACUUGAAUAGAAUGAUUAGAGAAAGUGACACUUUGUGUAGGAACUAUCUUCGUAUAAAUCGAUACACAUUUGGUGUACUUUUAGAGAUGGUUAGAGAUAUUGGUGGAUUAAAUGAAACAAGAAACACAUGUUUGGAAGAGAUGGUUGCGGGUUUCUUAUACACAUUAGCUCACCAUAAGAAAAAUAGAAUGAUGGGUGCACAUUUUUAUAGAAGUGGUGAAACUAUUAGUAGACAAUUUCAUGCUUGUUUGUUAGCAAUCUUAAAGUUACAUGCUAUUCUUCUUAAGAAACCAACACCAAUACAAGAGGAUUGCAACGAUGAAAGAUGGAAAUAUUUCAAGAACUCAUUAGGUGCUCUUGAUGGUACAAUGAUUCUAGUGAAUGUUCCUUGUGAUGAUCGAUCCAAAUAUCGGACUAGAAAAGGUACCCUUGCUAUGAAUGUAUUAGGAGUAUGUUCACCCGAGAUGGAAUUUAUAUAUGUCUUACCUGGUUGGGAGGGGUCGGCACACGAUGGUCGGAUUCUUCGAGAUGCUAUUUCUAGGCCUAAUGGGUUAAAAGUUCCAAAAGGUUGUUAUUAUCUAUGUGAUGGAGGAUAUACUAAUGGAGAAGGAUUCCUUGCACCCUAUAGAGAGCAUCUUUAUCAUCUUAGAGAAUGGAAUAAUGGCCCCCGACAACCUCAAACCGCCGAAGAAUAUUUCAACUUAAGGCAUGCAAAAGCUAGAAAUGUGAUUGAGAGAUGCUUUGGAUUACUCAAGGGAAGAUGGGGGAUUCUUAGAAGUCCUUCUUGGUUUAGUUUACAAACACAUAGUCGAAUUGUACUUGCUUGUGCUUUAUUACAUAAUUUGGUAAAGAGAUACAUGCUUGCAGAAUUUGAUGAUGAGGACUUGUUUGAGGAAAAUGAUAGUGAUGAUAAUGAGGAAGAUGAUGUGGAGUACAUAACCUCCAUUACUAGGAUGGAUGAAAGUAGUGCUAGUGGAGGUGGAAAGGGAAAAAACAAACGAUUUUGGACUGCCCAAGAAGAUAAAGUUCUUGUGGAAGCAUUGUCAGAGCUAGCUGUUGAUCCUCACUAG